AUGAUUGGUCAUGGUUAUAAAAAUUGCCAGACCAAGGUUGAGGAUGUUGCUAGUAAUGUGCUUAAGUUAGGACAAUUUGGGGAUUGGCUUAGGGUUAGCCCUUCCCAAUUAUCUUCUUUUAAAAGCUCGAGCCAAAGUGUAGGUCUUAGCCAUACUGUUCAACCCAACUCUCAAAAAGCCUCUAACCCAGUGUCUGAUAGUAAGGUGGAUGGGGAGUGUAGCAAGAACCCUAUGGAAGGUGUUAAACCUUUAUCUGUUCUUGAGGAGGAUUUAGGUUUAGCUGGGGGACAAGGGGGUGGUCAGGAUAUAAGUGGUAAUAGUAGGGAAGAUAUUACUCCACUGGGUGAUUAUCAAUCUGAGAAUAAUCUGGUGGAGGUUAACGUCCAAAAUGCCUCUGUUGAUAGCAAGAUAGGACAGAGGAGGAAAAAGAUAGUGGUUAAGAAGAAUAAACGUAAUCUAGAGAUCAUCCAGGAAAACAUGGAAGUGGAGAGUUCUAAAGUUAGUGGAGAGGGACAGGAUGUUGGGAGGAGAGGCUGUAAGAGGCCUUUGAUAGAUGAGCAGGACUGUGUUAGAAUAGUCGAGGAAGACAUUACGGCAAAGCUUGAAUCAGUCCAACUCUCGGAGUCUGAGAAUGCUACUAUUGGGAUAAGAUCAGAUGAUAUUAUUCACAGCUCAGAAGAAUGUUCUCGAAGCUUAUUUGGCAAAAUCAUUGGCCAAAAAAAAGCCAAUUUGGUCGGAUUACGCAGGGCUAUUGGGCAAAUGUGGCAAAUAAAAUCCUCAGUCACAGUUAAAGAAAUUAAGCAGAAUUUCUUCCAAUUUGUCUUUGCUGAAACAGAAGAUAAAAUCAAAGUGAGCAAAGGCCUCAACUGGACAUUUGAAAAUCAGCUCCUACUGCUUAAAGAAUGGUCGGAAGGAAUCUCGGCUGAUCAUCCCUGCUUCCACGAAGUUGAGAUGUGGGUCCAAGGGUGGAACAUCCCAAUCCACUGGAUAUCGUAUGAGGUUGGUCUGAAACUGGGUAGCGCUUUUAAGAAAGUCCUGGAUGUGAAUGUGCCUCAAGGAGGUCCUUUAGCUGGGAAGUGUAUAAGGAUGCUUGUUAUUAUUGACACUAAUAAACCCCUUCUCAGAUGCACCAAUCUUCAGCUCGAGCAGAAGAAAAUACAAGUUCUUUUUAAAUAUGAGAGACUUGUUAACUUUUGCUUCUAUUGUGGAUGCUUGGGACAUACUGAUAACAACUGCGAUGAGAGAUCGACAGACAUUGCUGAAGGCAGAAUAUUAGCAGGGAGAUAUGGGAACUGGCUUAAAGCUACAGAGAUAUCUCACUAUGCCUCUUCAUACUACUCUCUCAACAUCAUCUCCGAUACCGAAAAUACCUGUUCAUCCCCGAAACCAGUUCACCAAAAUACAAUUAUACCCCAAACUCUUACCAAACCUCCUCUAGAAAACCUGCAGCCAGAACCCUCUCGUUCCAAAGACCACACUUCUGAUUCCCAAACAAAUUCUUCUACCCCUCAAACUUCUAAAACCAUCCCUCCACAGCAAAUCCAAGUUCAAAAUAAUCCUUCUAACCAAGAUAUGGACACAGAAACCUUAAGCUCUCCAGAGCUUGAAAUAGUUAUAUCUGACCAGAUAGGAAGAGACAAGUGCCAGAUCUCUCAAAUCAAAUUUGUUAUCAAGAGGAACCACAGUUGA
Striga hermonthica is the source of this 1689-nucleotide messenger RNA. The record is from the annotation of a GenBank genome assembly. Lineage: Eukaryota; Viridiplantae; Streptophyta; Magnoliopsida; Lamiales; Orobanchaceae.